Molecule: messenger RNA, 2672 nt
Organism: Acipenser ruthenus (sterlet)
Lineage: Eukaryota; Metazoa; Chordata; Actinopteri; Acipenseriformes; Acipenseridae
Product: adaptin ear-binding coat-associated protein 1-like
Exons: 8
Coding region: 58-858 (266 amino acids)
Biological process (GO): endocytosis
Cellular component (GO): clathrin vesicle coat; membrane
Molecular function (GO): nucleic acid binding
Source: RefSeq, a predicted model, not a curated record
GCAGCUUGUGUUGUGGUGGGGGGUGUCGGGGUGUCUGCAGCUGAAGCAGGGUGGAAAAUGGCGACCGAAGGAGGGUACGAGUCGGUCCUCUGUGUUAAGCAAGAUGUCAACGUGUAUAAGAUUCCUCCCAGGGCAUCCAAUCGAGGCUACAGGGCGUCGGACUGGAAGCUGGAGCAGCCUGAUUGGACGGGGCGGCUGCGAAUCACAGCGCGAGCAAAAGUGGCUUAUAUUAAACUGGAGGAUAAAGCCUCGGGAGAGCUGUUUGCUCAGGCCCCAGUCGGUGAGUUCCCCGGGAUCGCAGUGGAGACUGUCAGUGACUCCAGCCGAUACUUUGUUAUCCGAAUCCAAGACGGAAAUGGACGCAGUGCUUUUAUUGGGAUUGGGUUCAACGACCGCGGGGAUGCUUUUGAUUUCAACGUGUCGCUACAGGAUCACUUCAAGUGGGUGAAACAGGAGAAUGAGAUCUCCAAGGAAUCUCAGAACAAGGAUGCAGGACCAAAGCUUGACUUGGGUUUCAAGGCGGGACAAACCAUCACCCUCAAUAUCGGGCAAACAAAGAGGAGAGACGGUAAACCCCGCCCCCAAGGAUCAGUAGGCUUUGGGCUCCUCCCACCUCCCCCUGGUGGAAAGAUAGCCCUGCCCUCUUCCACUGAAUCACCCAAUCACGUUCCAGAGCUAGCUGCACUAAACAAUGCUCCCCAAGUGGCAGCAGAAGACACAGGUUCCCUUUUGGAUUUGGACACCCCUGGUUCAGCUCCCUUGGUUCCAGCACAAAGCGAUAAAUGGGGAGAUUUCUCUGCUCCAGCCAGUUCAGAUCCUGCUCAGAACCAGCAGUUGACAAACUGGGUCCAGUUCUAAGAGGGAACACCACUCCCAGUCUGAGCCACCAGUCAUCAAACUGAAUCCCAGUAUCAAACUGGGAACUAACCAGUUUCCCCACCUGUCACCUGCCAUAACCUCACCCCCUGAUCUAAUUACCCUUACCUAACCCUAGUUUAGCAUAGUCAUUCUAGUCAUUCCCCUACGCACCCCAAACGCUGGUAGUAUCUCUGGACUCUUAGUUUUCACAAUAGUAUAAUUGUACUAAGAAGAAACUUAGUAAAAUCAUACAAACGAGAUGAGAAAUCUUUGUUAAUGACUUUUGUAUUAUAUAAACUGUUUUUUAGUAAGAUUGAUCUAACUGGUAUGUGGUAUUAGCAUCUUUCCCGAGGAACCAAUUGAUAAAGAGCAAGUCGCUUCCAAUGCCAUUAUGUAUUUGUUCCAACUUCCCCUUGUCUUUUUAUGAUAGUUGCAGUCAUUGAUAGAGGUUCUGGGUUCUAAUGCUCCAAUAUUUGAGUUAUUUAGAUUUUUCUCUAGAUCUGCAUUUACCUGGAUUUGAAAUUGCUUGAGCUUGUUUGGAGAAUUUUAACUGCCUAGCACUAACCUGCCUUCCUCAUUCCAAUCAAACCAUGUGCCCGUGUGAUCUUUCAUCUUCACUGGCCCAACGUAGGUGGGACCAGCCAAGUUGAAAAGUGAUUUUGUCACAUGAUUUGAAUAGAUUGUGGAAGCUCACAGACAGGUAUAGAGAAAAAAUGGUAAUAACAAUAUGUGAUCCCCAGAGCCACUCAACAUAAUUUCAAACAGUAUAAAAAGGUUAGGGAAAGAUAAAUAAUGAGAUCUGAAACUUGCGCCUUUUCCCUUUCAGUCCUGAAUUAUUUUUGUUGAGCAGAAGAAUACAAAAUUAAGUUAUAUAAUUAAAAAAAAACAUCUCCUUUAUUGAGUGUACAUGAGAACAGGACACACAAAUAUUUUUUACAUAUGUUUUGGUGAAUGGGACUUUAAAGUCCCGUCAGUACUUGAAGAACUCUAAACAACCCUACCAUAGGACGGGACCUUGAGGGUCCUGCAAGGACUGAAAGGGUUAAUGUUCCUGUAUUGAUCCCAGCCAGAACCGAAAGAGACAAAGCACACAGUUUAUAUUAUAGUACAAAACACAUUGACAAAGACUAAUCAAAAAUGUUUAGCAUUAUGUUGAUAUUUAGUACUACCUAUAGUGUGUUUUAAUGUUACUGAAAUCAUUCUCGGGAACAAAAUGUUGGUUGUGGCCUCCUAAAACAAAUCCACUCCAGACAUUGUACACGCCAACAACUUUAAGUGUAAAUCACACUGUUUCUGAAUUCACGCCAAGAGCAGUUGACUUCAUUUAAUUGCUUGAUACUUGUUCUGCAACAUUGUACUAAACACUUGGCUAUGCAACUGUAGUCAUUUGAUUGUCAGUAGCAUUGUCCCUGAAACCGGGCUAUGCAAUGUGGCUUUAAAACAGGAUAUAUCUCUACCACUGAGUGCUCGCUUAGAAGUUGUUCUCAAGAUCGUACUUUGUCACGCUAUACAAUUGUGCUGAAAUUUAAAAAAAAAAAAAAACAGACCCCAAAAGAACACAACAAAAGUAAAUUUAUUGAUAACGCUGUUCAUCUUUGUUCCAUGGCAUUCAUUUUCUGAAUUCUCUCCAGCCUAAUAAUAUUGUUCCAUGUAUAUCAACGACUAUUAUUGUCCCAGUAAGUUCAUUGUUUAUCUUACCAGAUUCAUUUCCAGGAAGAGCAAUUUUCUGUGGGAUUGGUUCCAUUCCUUGCAAUGAGGCACUGCUAUUACAGUAUAAUAAUAAUAAUAAUAAUAAUAAUAAUAAUAAUAAUAAU